GAGCAGCCAAUUAGGAUGCGGAGAUGAUUUCAGUGAAGCUGCGAUGGAGACCUGCGGAGAAACAGGGAUGGAAACAGAAAUGAGGAUCUGGUUUGAUAUCAGCUCGGUUCAGUAGUUGCAUGUCGCUGUUUCAUAUUUAGAUUAUUGGCCAUGGUUUUCCUGCGGAGGCUCGUGCAGCUGCUGCUGCUGAUGAUCCAGGGCGGAUGGUGGGGGGUCGCUCCGAGCCCCACCGACGAGGGAGCUCUCAGGGCCGGCCUCGGGGAGCACGGAGAGCCGGGGCACCAGGAGCACAAGGACUCGUACAGCACCUUUGCCUCCGAGUUCCUUGAGUCCAGAUAUCUGUCCGAUGACGGUUAUCCGUUUCCCACCGCUCCACCAGUGGAUCCCUUUGCCAAGAUCAAAGUCGUUGACUGUGGAGUCACCAAAGGCUGCAUCAGGUAUGGGAAGCCAGGGUGUGAUGCAGAGUCGUGCGACUACUUUCUGAGCUACCGUCGCAUUGGCACAGACGUGGAGUAUGAAAUGAGUGCAGACACAGACGGCUGGGUGGCCGUGGGUUUUUCCUCUGACAAGAAAAUGGGAGGAGACGAUGUCAUGGGCUGCGUCCAUGAUGACAAUGGUCGUGUGCGGAUUCAUCACUUCUAUAACGUCGGCCAGUGGGCAAAGGAGAUCAAGAGGAACCCGGCCAGAGAUGAGGAGGGAGUUUUCGAGAGCAACCGGGUGACCUGCCGUUUCAAACGGCCGCUCUAUGUCCCCAGAGAGGAGACACUGGUGGACUUACACCUGUCGUGGUAUUACCUGUUCGCAUGGGGUCCUGCCAUUCAAGGUUCCAUCACGAGGCAUGACAUCGACAGCCCGCCCGUCAGUGACCACAUGAUCAGUAUCUAUAAGUACGAGGACAUCUUCAUGCCUUCCACAGCGUACCAGACCUUCAACUCCCCCCUCUGCUUACUGCUCAUCGUAGCUCUCACCUUCUACCUACUGAUGGGGACCCCUUAAUGAAGCACAGCAGACCACAGAGGAGGAGACGAAGCAGCAAUAAAAACAAGUUGACAUUUUUUAGAUACCACAUUCAAGUGUGCACUUUGCAUAAAGUGUUAGACAUUUUAAACACAUAGAGAAUAUACUGUAUAUCCCUAACUCUGAACUCACCCAGAGGAUCCGGAAAAAUUAUUAAACCUAUAUUGUAUAAGUGUUAUGUACUGGGGUCAGUACAAGAGGUCUGAUAACAGAAUAGUUUCUUAGUUUAAAUAGGUCAACUACUUUAAGUAUUUAUCGUAACUUCCAAGUGUUAAAAAAUUACAAGGGGUACACAUUCACAAGUAUUCAAAAAAUACUGCAUGCACUGGAAAAUCUAGGAAUGAUUAGGAAAAGCUGAUGUUCACUGGGGAUGAGAAGAAUAUG
Messenger RNA from Platichthys flesus (European flounder), 1401 nucleotides. RefSeq names its product DOMON domain-containing protein FRRS1L. Lineage: Eukaryota; Metazoa; Chordata; Actinopteri; Pleuronectiformes; Pleuronectidae. The coding region runs from base 151 to 996 and encodes 281 amino acids. Gene Ontology annotation, biological process: regulation of glutamate receptor signaling pathway. The record is from RefSeq and is a predicted model, not a curated record. The transcript has 5 exons.